Messenger RNA from Leptinotarsa decemlineata (Colorado potato beetle), 1026 nucleotides. RefSeq names its product MKI67 FHA domain-interacting nucleolar phosphoprotein-like. NCBI's taxonomy places the organism in Eukaryota, Metazoa, Arthropoda, Insecta, Coleoptera, Chrysomelidae. The record is from RefSeq and is a predicted model, not a curated record. Gene Ontology annotation, molecular function: RNA binding.
CUGCAGAACAAAUUCAUCUGUCAUUUAGUAUUUGUAACCACGUGUGAUUGAUAGAUAAUUGAAUUAUAAUUAGAAAAAAUGGCUAAAAUAAAAAGCGCAGAAACUCUUUCUUUAGAUACGAGUAAGCAGAAAAAAGUAUCUAAACAGACCAAAAAGCUGAAGAAACUAAUUGAGGAUGGGUCAGUAUCUAUUAGAGAAGAGCGAAAAAUAAAAAAAGUGACAGCAGAGCAGAAGAGAGGUUUGUUGUUUAUUUCUCACCUACCUCAUGGAUUUUAUGAAAAUGAAAUGAAGAAGUAUUUUCAACAAUUCGGGAACGUUACAAACGUUAAGGUUUGCCGAUCCAAAAGAACAGGAAACAGCAAAGGUUUUGGUUACGUCGAGUUUUCUAAUCCAGAUGUUGCUAAAAUUGCAGCAGAAACCAUGAACAACUAUUUAAUGUUCAAAAAAAGGAUAACUACUGAGUAUAUACCUUUCGAGAAGCGACCAAAAUGCUUAUUUGUUGGUAAAAGUUGUACUCCAACAAGAUAUUCUUCAAAGGUGAGACGUUCCAAACAAUAUGAGGCCAACCUCAAAGUUGACGAAAAAGUUCAGUUGCGAAGAAGUAGUUCAAGAUUGUCCAAACUGAAUAAAAAGUUGAAGAGGUUGCAGGAUUUAGGUAUUAAAACGACUUUUAAACCUACAGACCUAACCAAGAAAAAGAAGACAUAACAUCUGAUGGCGCCCCCAACCACAGAAAGGUGUCCUAGGAUUAUAAAUUUGUGACGUAUUCAAUGAGAGAUUUACACGUGAAAGUUUACAAAACCGCAACAUGUGUUUCGCUAUACAGUAGCAUCUUUGGGCGUUAGAAUACUCUGUAUUGUGACUCAUGAAGGUGCUAUUGUAGAGCAAAACACGUGUUGCUGUAUUGUAAACUUUCAACUAAAACUCUCAUAUUGAAGUGUGUUAUUUGAAUACAUUUCAAUGAAUUUUCAUCAAGUUCAGUUAGUUCUAUCAUAUACAUUUGUAAUAUAUCCUUUUUAUUUUUAA